This is a messenger RNA of Pocillopora meandrina, 22531 nucleotides long. Lineage: Eukaryota; Metazoa; Cnidaria; Anthozoa; Scleractinia; Pocilloporidae. The record is from the annotation of a GenBank genome assembly.
UGACGCGCCGUUGGAGGUAAAUUCAAACGAAUGUUUGUGUUCGAAUUUGUGCACAUUUCAAGCACGAUUAUUUAUUUUGCGUAUGAACUGCUCUUCUAAUCGCCGAAACUGGUACUUCGUCUCAAAUGUGGACGAAUUAUGCCUGUGGUAACGAGAUCAUGUAGAAAACAAAAGGGAAGACCGAGGAUCGAAGACGCAACGCCAGCGACCUCUUGUAUCGAUCGUCGAAGGUAUCCGACACGUUCUUCUGUGAAACGAAAGAUACCUGUAACUCAACAAGACAAGGAUAAAAAUGAUUUAGAACCACCCUCUAAGGUAAGAGAUAGUGACUUUUAUGUUAUUCUCCAUAUCUGAAUGAAAAGAUCAUCUGUAAGAUGUGUAGUCUAGACCUGUUCAAUAGUUUUAACGGCCUACAGUUGAGAACUUAAAAUACUUUUUUAUAGCAAAAGGAAAUUGAUUAAAUCAAUUACUGUCAAAAACAAAUUCUUGAAAAACAUGUCAUGUACUUACUAGGAAUGCAUAUUUUUGAGAUGCAUUUUGUCGGCAGUAUAAUUUAACAUAACCGCUGCGAUCUUUGACAACCUGCGACUGAUGUAUGUUGGCGAAAGUAAAUUUUCAGCGCAUAAUUAUAUUAUAUCAAUUACUGAAAAAAAUUUUCAAGGAAAAAAUUUACCAUGAUAAUAAGAUCAGAAGUUGUCUUUGGAAUAUGAAUUCGCCAUAGCUAUUAUACGAAGCUAAAUUAACUAUAUUUGAGAUAAUGGCAGCAUGCGAGUCAAAAUUUCUCUUCGUUUGAAAUUUAAUUGUUACAGAAGGCCCCAAGCAACAGAUCUUCCAGAAAUGUUUCUAAAACUUCCAAGAAGUUACCAUUUCAAGAUAUCAGUAACACCUUAGACCAAGAUCAAGGUGGCGGUAGUAAGUCACAUGCACGCAAAGUUUCAAGAUGUGUGAGUCGCAAUAAUAACAAAAAAACAGCCAAGUCACAACCUAACAGAGAAGUUGUCAACAGCGAAAACCAUGCAGGAAAAGGAAGUCCCUCUUUAGAGAAAAACGAUGGUGUUCCUGAUGACAAUAUUGUGGACCCCAAAACACCUGCUGGUUGCAUUGCUGCAAGGAUCAAGAGUUACAGUGCCUUUCGUCGCAGUCAGAAGAAGAACAAAGUCAGAAGUGAUGUGGAUAAAGAGAAUGCAAGUUGCUCUCCAGUUGACCCAGCAGCAGUUACAUCUCUCCCAGAAGAAGUCAGUCCUAGUUCUAUAACAAUGGGUGAGGAAAAGGAAUCGGAAUUGAAUUCUGAUCCUGAGAGUGAUGAAGAUAUUCUCUGGAGAAUAAGCAGGAGUUGUAAUGUUCAGAAAGAGGAUUCCACGCCAGAUAGUAAGGUCAGCAAAAAAUAUUUAACGAUAAUCAAAUAAGGAUGAUAAUAAGGAUACUUAAAUGAUUUAACAGUGGACAAUCCAGGAGGUGGCUCUUCCUGUCCACUGUUUCCCGGUUGAAUUGGAAUUUGGAAUGUUGCUUUUUGUGGAGGGGGAAAAACUGGAGGACUCAGAGAAAAACCCUUGGAGCAGAGAUGAGAACCAACAACAAACUCAGCCCAUAUGUGAUGCCAGGUCUGGGAAUCAAACAAGUAUUAGGGCCUCUCAACAAAUCAUGCACUUGGUAGUGGUUAUGAUGAAUUAUACAAAAUACAUGUUAUACUUCUAUCAGGUUUUUUUGGAAUGUGAAAUUGUUUCUAAGGCUAAAUAUUGUUGUGGGAUGGGGAAAAGGCAGAGGGUUGAUUUUUAUACUUGUUUCCUGUUUAUUGCACUGCAAAAAUAUUUUCUGUUUAUUUCAGGUUAUACAUACUUCGGUAUGUUUUUUUUUCUGAAUCGAGCUUCAAAACACCAGCUAUCAGUAGCUUCAUUCCUUGUUUCUUUAUUUAUAAAUUUUUAGUCUGCUGAUCAGAGCUCUUACAAGGAAAAGUACUUCACUCUGCUAUCUGCAAUGAAGCAAAUACAGAACACAUUUCUCAGGGCUCAAAAAAAUGCAGAGAAGAAUGUAAAAGGUAUCUCCCAGAUAAUCAGCUCAUUAUUUUAUAUUUGUGUUUGGCACUUAUUUCUGUCUGUGUUAAAUUUUAUUUUGGAAUACAUAUACCAUACUGUUUUGAAAUCCAUUUUGGAUGGAUGCCCACCUUGAAUACAAAGUUUGUCUCAUCAAGAGUAAGCCUUGAUGUGUAAAUUGUGUGAUUAUUUAUUUUUGUUUGAGAAAACUUAAGUCUUGUAGAAGAAAAAUAUUUAGUGUGGUCAGGCUUUGGAGACAAGGAGGAAUGGUGUCAUCACAACUGUUGGUACUUUUAUAUCUAAUAGAAACACUUACAACAAGUUCCUUGCACUGGAUGGUUUAUACAACAGGAUUAAACUACAGCUUAAGGUUGAAGAUGUCCAUAUGACUUGUCUCUUCUGGUCAUAUAAUUAUAUUUUCAAUCCAUGAAAGAAGUCUCUUAUAUGUAAGAAUUUAUAUCCUCUCCUUUGUUUCAAUCCUUAUCAUACUACUAGCUGAAGUCCCCCAAAAAAGUUUAAAUUGUUUUAAUUUCCUUAUCUUUUUCUUAACCAGCAUAUGACAAUUUUGUGAGCAAUCUGAAAUCAACCCUCAGCACAGAACAACAGAAAAACUCUCUCCUGAGUGAAGAGCUAAGGAUGAAGAAGGGAUCUGUUGAGAGAUUACGCAGUGAGCUUGAAAAUACAAAAGAGCAGUUGAAAUUUAUGAGAGAAGAUAAAGGUAACUAAACAGAAAAAAAGUGAUGUUGUUUAGACUGUUUUUAGUGUAUUCUCAAGCACUUCUAGUUCUGCUAGGACCUUGCAUUGGCUUCUCACUUUUAUUAAGAGCUUUGUGUUGUUUUAAAGUUAGUAGCAAUUGCAGCUAUUUCUUGACAAAGGGUCGUGGCCGUACACAACAGAGGACAUCCCUUAAGUUAACCAUGCCCUUCAGAUUUCUUAAUUAAAGAUUUUCUGCCAUGAUUUGGUUUUUAAAUUUGUAAUUUUUGUUUUUAUGAAACGGACAAACAAACAAACAUAAAACAAAAAAGGCAAGUUGGCUUACUAAUGAAGGAAAAAGUUUUUCAAUCAACUUUUAUUUAAACAUUCUCCUUGAGUUAUUGCCUCAGGCAAACAAACUUGCAUGUGCAGCUGAUGCAAGCUUUUUUACUUAGUUGGCACAUUUGACAUUAAUAAGUGUGAAUUAAUUUCUUUACUUUUCAUGAAAAGCACUCUUAAUAAUGUACAUGUAACAUCAAAAAAUUCAUUUAGUUUUAACUGGCUUUGAUUAGGUAAUACACUAAAAUUUUGCAACAAAAACUCACAUUACAAUGUGUGCCUUACUUCGGUUGUUAAUUACUUUACUUAAUAUACAGCUGUAUACAAGAGUACAUAAUCACUACAUUCAGUAACAAAACAAAAGGUCUUUGCAAGCUUUCCUCGCUUGCCCCUCUAUUAACUGACUUGGUUUGGGUAGGAAGGGGGGAAAGUUACCCUGGAGCAGAAUCUGUGUUAUUAGUUAAAAUAAAAAGUUAGGAGUCGCGCAUAUCUACACAAUAUUAUACCAGUACUAAAUUGCAUGUUCCAGUCAGGCAGGUUUGGUUUGAUAUAAUAUCUUGACUAGUGCAUAGGCCGGAAUUAAAGAUCUCCAUUGUGGAUUGUUAAUAGCUAUAGAUCAAAUUUUAGUUAUCUUCCACUAUUUCGUUAAAGGCUUGCUCAGCUUGCUCAAACAGGUCUUGAAGCAUGUUUUGUAAACGGACCGCCUCGUUGAGAUCCCUCCUCAACUUUUUCAAAGUUUGUUGUGACAAAACAUAUGUUCCUGCGUUGGCCGCAGCAAGGCCAGUAAACACAGCAAUGCUUGUUAGUGCCAAGCCUCUAGUAAAGGAAGUAAGGUUGUUCCAGGUGUGGAAAAGUUGGAAACCUUGCGUCCCGGCUGUUACGAGAUUGACAACUCCAUCCACUGCGGCGUAAUCAGCCAUGAGGUCAACACGCUGUAUCUGGCCAUCAAUCUUAAUUCGUAGGUCGCUGAUUUUGGAAAGAGUUGAGUUGAAAUGUGUGUUGAUUCUUCCCAUUUUCAGGGGAAUACCGCGAUUUCUCGGAUCUCUUUCGCAAGUAUCCACGAGGUCUGUGACCAGCUGUUCCAUUCUUUGGAGCUUGCUGUUUAUCGUGCUAAACUCAUUAGGGCUGCUGUCGAUGAGAUUUGACGCGGUGGAGAUGGUCUUCCACGCCAUGUAGAGCUUCACGCAUUGAAAUACUGCGACGAAGGCUGAUCCAUAAACCAUAUCUGUGAUAACCUUGUUGCUCUCUUUCUUCUGGAAAUCUUUUAUUGCGUUUAGAAUCGCCUCUUUCGUUUUUUGAUGGUCAGUGAUUUUGUCUUCUGCAAUGCGCUCAUGCAGUUCUAGGAGAGAGAUACCGAGUUCAUUCCAGUAAUGCUCUAACAUUGCCUCUGUGGCGUUUUUCUUUUGAUAGUCGACAGCUCUAAGUAUGGCAUCUUUACCAUCUUCUGUUAUUCUUCCGAGCAUAGCUUCAAUGGUUUCAAUGUGCUCUCCCAAAGUGCAUAUCUCUCCGACAUUCGAAAGGGCUUGGCGAAAGGACCAUCCGCUCUGACAGAGAUCAAGAACGUACCCGAGGAUUUUACCCAUGUUUCCUUUGCGUUCUUCCUCUGGAAGUUCAUCCCGCAUCCUCUGUAUUGCAGCAGCAUCGUCCAUGUUCAGCGACUACGAGUAAUGUUGGAAAUGAACAAAUUUGGAAAAUCGCCUUCUUUGAUUUAUACGUUUCACAUGGGGAUUCCCCAAGAAAACGUGACGCAACACUCAAUAGUUAGUCACGAGAAGUAAUCAACUGCAGCCAACGAUACCUGUUCCUCUUUGCAAAUUCUACUGGUUCUUUUAAAGUAUAGAAGUGUUAUUUAAACAAUAUUUUCACUGAUCACCUCAUACUGUCACAUAUAUGACCAUACUUAAGGGAUCUUUGGCGUUUAUUUUUGUAUGGGAAUUUUCCCGGCUCUAAGUCGGUGGCUAUUUCGGUUUCGGAUUUCGGCUCUCAAAGAUUUUAUCAAGCAAAACAAAAACUAAUCAUCAAAAUAGCACUAUUUAUACAGAUAAUUCUAUAUUAAAAUCCUAAAUGAGUCACACUAUGAGGUAGAAGUCGGAAAUCAGGGUAGAGAAAAAUCACUAACCCAAGAACGAAGAUCAAAAGUAGUGUUACUUGCUUUCUCCAUCUGCACCUAGGGAAAUUUCCCAAUGUAACACGUCACAAAGACAGGGGUCUUUUGCACUGACCCACAUAGACUGAAAUUAUUUUCUUUAACGAUGGUAAUUUUCCCAGAAAAAAACAUUGCAAAAACAUGCUUUCAGUUGAGUUUUUCUGCACACGUAGGCAGAAAAAUUUGCUGUACAAAACUUCGCUCACAUGUAAACUUUUUGUUGUCGGGCAAUGAAAAACCACUCAAAGAAACAUUCCUUGUUUAAUUCACAAAAAAGAGAGAAAAAUUCCGUACCUCUUAAGAUAAAAUAUUUAGCCACUUCCCCAACUUUUAAGUCCGAGUUUUUAUCCCAAAUUUCUGAUACUAGUUCGUCGAAAAAAUGUUGCACACAAAAAUUUUAGGGCCCAGUCCGCCUUAAAGGUGAAUCGCUUCGUCCAUCAAUAAAGCGUUUAAGGGAGAGUUGUGAUAUUUGCGAAAUAUUUGAGUUACAACAGUUAUCCCGACUCAAAGGUAGUGGCUAAGUCAUUGUAAUACUGGCUAUCUUAUGGUUGGAAAUAAUGUGAUACAUACUGAAAAAACAUUGUGACUUCAUGAAAUUAAAUGCCCCUAUGAAUGGACCAACAGAAUCACGAAUUAAACUUUCAUCUAGAUACCGCGCUUGGAGGAAAGUGUAAUCAUAAAGAACUUGCGUAACUAUCUUAUAAGUCUGUACUGAAGAAACAAAUGUUUUCAUAACAAAAAAGUUUUAAACAUGUUAACUUCACCAAAACCUCACAGGACAAAUAUAUGGCUAGAUGACCAAAGUGGUUUUUAACGUUACGUCACGCAAAGUGCCACGCACCCAAUAACACAUUCAUUCAAAAUGCAUCCGUUUACGGAAAAAUCGUUAACUGAUUCAAAUUAUGAGCUUCUUUCAAAGACUUCUGCUGUUUUCCUUUAUUUUUGGAUCUAGAACGUGAUGAGUUUAGGUGAAAAGAUGCUUUGAGUUCGAAAAAAAAAACAGAUUAUUUUUGAGAGGAGAACAAUGUUACCGAUAACAUAUAAUUAUUUUCUUCCGUUAACAAACAUAUUUGAAAUUUAGACAUUUAUCGCAUUUUCAGAUUCGAUAUGGUAACCAAAAAUUUUAUUCGUCUGGGCUAAAAAUUCGCCUAAAGGCCGCUGUUAUUUUUACUGUUGCGGCUCAACAAUGGUGCAAAAGCCUUCGCUCAUACCAUGGAUGCACUUUAAGCAGUCCAAGAGCUAGAUGAAAGCAAAGAGGCCAAUAACCUCGGUAUCAGCUGUUUAUUAAUCGCGUUUUUUGAUUCUCUUCAUCUGAAUUGACUUCUGGGACCACAUGCGCGUCCGACUAGGUUGCCAAGUUGUUUUGAAAAUGGCGGCGUUCUUGGUCGAAUUCUCAGCACAAGGGUCAAGUUUCCCUUUGGAGGCCUAAAAACUAAUUCAUUGUACGUAUACUUUCAAGUACUAAGGUUAAAAAUUUCUAUGUACACUGUUGCAUACUUCUUGUUUAGACCGGCAUUCAAACGGCGACAGCUUCGUCUGAUAGGCCUCUGUGAAAAACCGAAUCUAUUUGGGUGUGCUGCUUCCGAAAUAAGUCACUGCCACUUCAUUUUAUCGCACAAAGUCACACUAGUCUGAAUUUGUGCGGUUUUUCGCGACUAUAUGUUCUGUCGUUCGCAUUAAGAUUCUCACAAAACUCUGCCAUGUCACACACAUACCAGGGGCGUAGUCAGGAUUUUUCAAAGACGGGGUCACAUUGUGUGUCAAACAGAGGGUACUCACCAGAUUGUCAUGUCGACCUCCACGCCGUGUUUUACUUACUGCAACGGAAAAAAGAGGCUUACCCGGGCUACGCCCUUGCACGCAAAGCAAAAGGUGGUUAGGUUUCCCAGCUUUCCCGCGUAAGUUGCGAAGCUCAACUUAUUCCCUCGCACCACCCCACCCCUCCCUCCUUCCCCCCAACCCUUACCAACCUGUCAUCAAAUUUACAUCAAAGGUGACAACUUUCAGAAGGUUUUUGCCAGCGUAUAUUAAAUUUUCUUUUUCCAGUCUUAAACUUUGCGAUUAUCAAAUAAAAGAGAAAAAGUAUGAAGAAAUACAUAAAUUGACUCAGGCCAGUUGCUCAGCAAUUGUGACAAUGAUAACUGCAGAGUUGGUUUUGAAAUGUUUCUACUUUUUUCUGUUACUUGCAGCAAAUAUGAAGAGGCAUGAGCAGGAGGAAGAUGAAAAGAAAAAGGAUUCACCCAGAGAAACAUCAGAAACAAAUAACAAAGAGCUACUGGUGAGGGAGUAAUUAGAUUGAUCAAUCUCAAAAAUUGACACAAUAGAGUUUAAUUAAGGAACAGAAAAUAUGGGACAAAUACAUCAGGAUUUCUAGUUGUUUAUGAGCUUUGUCGAUGGGAUAUGCGGUGAAUCCAUGGUUAGUACGUUAGCCUACCUGUAGCUAUACCCCCCCCUCCCUCCUAGGUGAAACGGUUCCCUCGCCUCCGUUUCACCUUGCAGGGGUAGGGUGCGGCUACACGUAGGCUAUUAGUGCGUUGGACUCCAGGUAGAGAUGUUCGGGCUCAUGCCCUGACCGAGAGCAGGCGGUUGUGUUGUUUUGUUGGGUAGGACACUAUUCUCACAGGUCCGCUCUCCGCCGCUAAGGAGUAUGAAUGGUUGUAAGAGAAUUCAGGAAAGCCUGACAAUUGUUUUUGUUGUUGUUGUUGUUGUUGUUGUUGUUGUUGUUGUUGUUGUUACUGUUGCUUUAUUCUUUGGGGGGGGGAGGGAUGGAGUAACACGCGAUGGACUGCCAUACCUUUCAGGGGGGAGGGGGUCAACAACAGAAUACUCAUGGUCGCUUCAUGCUUUUGGUACUGGGAUUAGCUUAGCCCAGAUCAGUCACAUGUAUUGACCCGGUCUCUGACUUUACCUUUCCCUGGGCUUUCCCCAGUUGUCUUGAGUCAUUGCUGGUGUUGAAAACUCUUUCCACUCUCAAGAGCCUACCGGCCGCUUAGAGAAAUUUUCCACAGUGUCGAAUAUAAUUUGGUGUUUCCUUAGUCGUGCUGUACUUUGCUCCUCAAUUGUACUUUCUCAACCAAUCAGAUUUAAAACUACAAUCAACCGCGACUUGGUCACCCGCGUUUUCCUGCGCACGAGACGGGCUGCUUGAGAUCUGACUGGCUUCCUGUGAUUUAUUCCUUUGAUUUGAUCGGCUGUUGUUGUUGAUUUGGUUUUCAUUGUACGGCACAUAGUCCAAAUACCCUAGUUUAUCCUGGUUUCUUUUCUGUGAAGCGACAGGAAGUCUCAUCCUGACCACCCCUAAUAAGCAAAAAAUUCGACUUCCAAUCCGAUUGAGGCAAAAAAAAUCUUUAACUUUGUAAUAGCAAUUUAAUGGUGCGCUUUUCGACUGAGUGUCGUAUAAUCAGAAGAAAGAAAAAUAGCCUGAGGGGCCAAUGAGAACUCAAAAUAAGCAAACUGCAUAAAGCGCGGGAAAACGAUGGCGACCAAGUCGUGAUUGGUGUUAGUUUUGUACCUGAUUGGAUGAGAGAGUGGUGCGAGUUUUCUGGACCAAUCACGAAGCAAAGCAAAACCAAAGCAAUACCAGAGUAUUUUGGACUCUCAGUAAAAGUUUCUCAAAAUACAUAUUAUGCUUUUUAUUCAGUCAUUAACUUACUUUUUCCAACUCUUUGUCUUUUCAGCAAGUGAUUGAAGACCAAAAGAGUUUGAUUAGUUUUUACUCUCUUCUAACGGGAAUUUCAAUGUCACGAGAGAACACUUGUGAAGAUACCAGCUCCUUUCACAGCUUCAAUUGCACUUUCUUUCCAGCUGAGAAAACAGCUCAUCGUAAGUGUAAUGUGUUAUGAACUUUGCUUUAAAUGGCCCCAGUAAAAGGUUUAGCCUCAGGGUGAAACACAUUUGCUGGUUUGCCUUUUUUGAAACACAUUUCUUCAUUCGAAAACACAAAACCAUGUUUUACCAACAAUUAAAGAAACUGUCUGUAGUGCUGCGUCUGUGGGAGAGUAUAACAGGGUAAUUUAGUAUUAUCAACGUUACUGAGUUGAUAACGUAAUUUUGCCACCGUAAAGAGUUUAAAAGCUGACGUUUCCAGCGUCAGCCCUUCGUGAUAGCGAUAGACGGAGGGCUAACGCUCGAAACGUCAGCCUUUUAACUCUACUGUGGCCAAUUUACGUUAUCAACUCGGUUGAUAAUACCAAAUUACCCUGUUUUACUAACAAUACAUGACUUGACGUAAGAUACGAAAUUUACUAUUAUAUAAUAAGCUGAAUUCAGGAUGUUUUUUUUGUUGAUCGAGGAAGUGUAGAUCGAAAAUGGCACUGACUUUUCGCUACUGUUACCUCACCGCCAGUCAAUCUUUUUUCAACACACGUUUAGAACAAGCGAGGUGUUUCUGAACAGAAAGUGACGUCACAUCUCACGUUCUUUUUCCUCUCGCUCCCAGUGUCCUCUAUCUUGUUCUCUCUAAUAAGCACGACAUUGGACCCGAGGUUGCUAUUAGCUCCCAAGCCCCUCCUUCUUUGAAAACUUAUAACUAGCGUCCGGAAGGAUAAGUCUUACCCUCUAAGUAAUUCAUUAAUUGCCUUAAAAUGUUCUUCCUGAUAAAAUUGUCCUUAUACUAAUCUCGUACGUAGAUCCUGCCGUGUACGUUAAUUGUAUUUGGCCGUGGAAGGUCUGGGUACGAGGCUAUUGUUAUAUACCAAAUGUGUUAGUAUGUUAUACACAUUCCAACCUUUUUCUUGUUUCCCACUGACAGGUUUGCAGUUUAGGCUGACUCACGACACAGAAUUUGAUGAGAUUGAAUACAGUCCUAACCCAAAGAGCCCUGGUUCCGAAGAUAUUCUGUUGAACUUGCCCAAUUAUCUCCAGGAUAAUAUGUUUUUCGGUUCUGAUCAGGCUACGAAUUUUCUGGAAAAAUUGUUUAAGACAGUUAAGGGGUAGCAGUAUAAUAGAACUUUAGUUAUUUACCAGUUUAGUAACCUGCAAGCAGGCCCUUCGUUUUAAGUGCUUCGGUUCGAGCGUUUCUUCGACCGCGGGAAAUUUUGGUGUACUCUCCCCAACUCAAUCGUCUCAAAUCUUUCCGCGGGCGCAAAAUUGCGCGUCCUGCAGCGCUUAUGAUUAGGGCUCUGGUCGCAGGCUACCAGUUUAGUAAGUUUAGAGUAGUUAUUAGGGUUUUUAAACUUUCUUUUGAUUUAUAAAAUUAAUCCAAGAAACUGUUCAUGUGAAGGAUCUGAGAGCAAAUCUUCCAAUCACUUUGGAACACUUUGGAACACUUUGGGGGGGGGUCGGUCAAUUGGAGGAUUUUAUUGUGUCACAGUAAAAUUUACCUGAUCCCCACCAGUGGCUCUGUAAUAUUCUAAUGAUACCCCCUCAUUGGUAGUCAAUUUUUUUCUUUAGUCUCGCCUCUAUACUCUGUUGUCGAGGACUGAUCUCCCCCCCCCCUUCGCACCCUCUGAAACCACGUUAUCCCUCCCCAGAAAAAAAAUCCUUCCUUCCCUUCCUUUGCCGCAACUGAUGACAGGCUUUUUGUUAUUUACCAGUUUAGGGUAGCUAUUAAGUUUUUAAACUGUCUUUUGUCCGAUGCGAGUGAUCCAGGAAACUGUUCUCAGUGCCGCAAAUUAAGAUUCUGACAGUAUGUAGAAUUUUCUUUCGUUUAGAGUAACACCUUCUUCCCUUUAUAGAGAUAGUACUUAGUAAGUAUACUUUGAGGGAGAAGUUAGCAAAAUUUUAGGAUUUUCAUUUUCUUCAAAACUUGAAUUAUUUUCUUUACAAAACGAUCUCAGUAACUUGAUAUCGAUUUCAUUUUUGCAAUGCUGGAAACUUAGUUAGCCUCUUACGGGCACACGUGGCAUUCUUCUGACUUUUUCGAUACUUAAAAUAUUCGAUUCUUUACCUCUCAGUUGCAUAUGUUUUAUUUUUAAGCGAUCGUUUUUUUGGUAGUUGUUAUAGCUUUUUUUAACUUUACAAAUAUUUUAAUGAAAUUGUAGAGUUGAUAUCUCCAUAGUCAGUCAAAUCUGGUCAGUUAAUAAUCCGAGUAAUCAUAAUCCAGCCCGCUCUCCUCCUUUUCUUUUGCUCUUUGCAUGUCUCACUGGUGGAAGAGUGAGACUCCUGUAGCCACCAGGUCCGUUUUGUUUGUAUUUGUUUCUUUAUUUUUUGUUGUAUUUAACGUUCAAUUGGAACCAAGUAUGCUCUGUAUGAAAAUAUGUGCUAUUUAAAAUGGGUACUAUAAUCACUUUACCUGGCAGUAUGGCCAUUUAGCUGGCCAAAAUGGUGACUUUGAGGAUUGCUUAAUUGUUCAGACUGUUUUGUGAUUUUAUUCAUUUUUUUUUCGUUCUCAAUGCUUUUCAAAUUGAGGAUAAUAGUAGUACAGUUGAUGUUCUUAGGCUUAAAUUUGUUUUGGGGUCUUUUCUUCUGGGUUGGGCCUCAUACACUCUAAUACCCGCGAACAUAAAACUCAAAUGUUUUAUUACCACGAAUGAAACAAACUUCUACAACAAUACUAUUUUGAAAAUCACUGCAGCAUCACUGCAUUGGAGAUUUUUUAACUCAUUUACCUUAACCACGGUAUAUAAUUAAAUAAACUGGUAUAUUUUGAUUAUAGUGGGAGUGCCUGUUCCACACGCCUUGUUUCGCAUCUCUUUCAUAAUCCGCUUACCCUUGCCCUGUAGGCCUACAACUGCUUACAAAUGGGCUUAGGAUGUUUCAAAAGGAAUCAUAGACAAUUGGUGCAAUUUUUUUCUGAGAUAUGUAAAAUGACGUUCGAAAAUGAAAAUUGAGUUUUGUCUUCCCCUCGUGACUAAAGUUUCCUCGAAUAUUUUUUCCUAUCAAGCUGUAAGUAGCGAAAAAUUAUACAAAAUAGUAAACGUUUGUGCCUAUCGAUGCAUGUUCUGUAUCAACCAAGAAAAUUUUUCUACUCUCAUGUUACUUUUCCCAAAAAUUUUAAUACUUUUUUGCCCUCCGGGUCAGUUUUUUUCAUCCGUCAAUUAAGGCAGCUUGAAGCGAAUUAUUUUUAUUUUCAAUAUUGGCCAGAGUUUCUUUUAAUUUUUGAAUUAUGCUUUGAUCGAUUAAAAUUUUAGGUUGAUAUUGGGUUUUUAUCUCAGCUUCCUCAAGUCAUAGAAAAUUGAACAUAUAUAAAAGCCAAGGAAAAUUGAUGAAAUCAUGACUCUCAUGCUGUACAUCGUUUUUAAUUUUUCCACACCAGCGGUGCGUCAGACAGUUUUAAUUAAUAUUGGAAGGAUUGUUUGAAUAUUCCUGUUUCUAUAAAGCCUUCCCUAACCUUGCAAUUCCCUUUGGCAACUCGAAAACAUUAAUCAAAGUCUAAAGCGUUGUUUCUUACAAAUCAUCGACGAUCGAUCGACGGAUAAUCGCGCACAACUAUUAAUAAUUUAUUAAUCUUAUAUUUUGAGCAUAAACACCAAGAUGGCGGCUGGUGUUUUGGCGACGUCAGUGAAUUAUUCUUCUUCACAGUCGUCGGCUGCUCCUUUAAACCGAUCCCAAAUUGGAGGUUAUGAUGCAGAUUUUGUAAGCCCCAUAUCUGCUGAUUACUUAUGUCCUAUCUGUCAGCUUGCUUUUCGUGAUCCUGUUCAAACCAGAGACUGCGGCCAUCGAUUCUGCGAGUCUUGUUUGGAACCAAUUUUACGGUAAGUAAUGAGGGAAUGUCUUUCUGUUCUGAAACAAGAGAGUUGUUCCUCAAAAUCCAUUUAAUUUCUGUUACAGAAAACCUCCAGCGUUUUGCCCGAUCGAUCGAAGAACUUUAACAAGGGAAAAGGUAAGAGAUGUUAGCUCAUCUCGUAGAAAAUAUUUUAUUUUAUAAUUCAAAUCUGGCAAGGCAAGGACGAGUCGUUCCUCUGUUAAACAUAUGUUUGUAAUCGAAGCUAUGGUAUGUAAUCUAUAAAAUAUCCACAGUUUUUCUCCUUUCUCUACACUUUGGCCUCAUAGUAAGGAAAAAGUAAAGGACUCAAAAGGUUUGUUUUACGGAAGAAAAAUCUUAAAAUCACGGCUCUUUUAUUCAAUGUGUCUAAGAUCAGGGCGAUCUUGAAUCCACAGCGUCGAAUUUCCGACGCUCAAUAACGCUCAUAUUUUGUUAAGGAUGAUAUAUGUUUAGGGGCACUGAAAGGCAGUAAACGAGGUUCCUAUUUCCCAUUAUUAUUGGACUUUUUGACGCUUAAGGAUCGAAUUUUAAAUCCCAAAUUGCUUCUUGUGAUCGUUUUAAUAAAUUUCCACCUUCUAGUAUCAGUGUAAUAGAUAUGAUAACCCUACAGGCCUAUGUUUAAGGUCUGCGAUCUUUCAUUAGUGGAACGUACUUGCACUGAUAAACAAGAACAAAAGUAUUUCCGAGGUCACAUAAGUGAUUACAAAUGAUUACAGUAAAGGCUGUAGGAGAUAGAUCAUUGAAGCACAAAAUUUUAACCGCAUAGUUUUAAUUUGAAUUUUCCUUUUCGCGUGACUGAAUUAACAUAAUUUCUGAGUGAAAAAUUAGCCUUUGUGGUCUACCUCGCCGUCGUCUCAUCUCAUAAUUGCUUUAACAAUACAAUUUCCUUUUUAAUUUUUCUUUUGCCUCAUUAUUCUGUGGCAUUGAGAGCCAAAUCAAACAAUGUAAUCUUUUAUUUGCUCAAAAGCGUUGCGAAAGAAAGUAAGAGGUCAUAGAUAUGACGUGAAACUUCUUAAUCUUAACGAAUUUUAACCCGACAAAGACUGUUCUAUCUUUCAUUCACUGUAUUGUUUCGGGUUAAGCAAAGUCAGGAUGAUUUAUUUCUAUACAUUUUUGAUUUUUCUCAAUGCAAGUAGAUCUUUAAUUUUUCGUGUUUCAUGUUUCUCGUUAGGGGUAAUAUUGAUUUCAGAGAUGUCCAAGUGUGUUAAUUAGUUAAUCGAAGCACAACUUACAGUUAGGCUGCAGGAAUUCUGGCAAAAUGACAGUUUUAAAUGUAAAGAUUGCCCUUUUUAAAUUUUUCAGAAAUAAAAUGAUUUUCAAUCAUAUAGCCAAAAAACAGGGAAAUUUAUGAAACUCAUAAUUGUAAUUAUUAUCUUUUUUUUAAAUUUGCUUUGAACUUUUGGUCAAUUUGUCAGCCUAUAGGAUAGAUUCUGCUAUCAUCAGAACGUUCUGAUUUUUUAACAAACUGCUUUCGGUCUCUCAAUACCUCAUUCAAUAUGGACCCUUAUCAUCUUUAUCUAGCAGUGUCUCCAAGCAGUUGGUGUCUCCUGGGUCAUUCCCUUGGGGAUUUUCACAAAAUUAUUGUCCAUCUGUCUCUGCUGUGGCACCAACUCCUCACACUGCCAAAGACAUUACUGACCACACCCAUCCUAGGUCCAAGGAUCUCUCUUCUUUCCCUGCUGGGGAUGAGAGAGUAACUAGACCACACUUUGAUGGAAUCUUUUUUCUUUACAUGGUCUUUGUUCACCUUUUCUCCCUUCUACUCACUCCCAUUUAACCCUUUAUCUCCCAUGAAUUUUUAAUUGAUCUAAUACCAAAUUCUUGUAACCAACAUCAAAAGGAUUGUAUAACAGAUGGUAAAGAGCAUUACUACUGAGAUCUUGUUAAAAAUCUUAACCUUGGUUAAUUAUUUCUUCAUUAUUAUUUUUUAUAAACCUUAUCAGUUUUGUAGUAAGCACGCAGAAAGAAUUGUGUUGAAGACUUCGGUGGUAACUUCAUCAUGAAAGCCUAAGUAAGGCAAAGUCUAAGGUUUAGGCCCAAAGAAAAAUAUUUUCGAACUCUCAAGGAAGUGCAUUGUUGGACAGUGCCUUCAGUUCUGAAGAAUGAUUUUGAUUGUAAGAAAGACAUUGUACUCAUUCUAACAGCAUUUUUUCAUCUGCUUGUAAUUAGAAUAGAAAAAGCCAGAAUAUCUCUUUAUACCAUGGAGCUAUGUUUUUUAUAAUAAUAUUGUAACUAUGUGAAACCCAUCUCUUUAGUUUUAAAUCAUUUCUCUGAUAAAUGUAUAUAAACAUUAUAGAUAUAGUUAGAGCAUUCUUGGCUCCUGUUGAUUGCAAGGAUGCUCUGUAAUUUCUCCAAAUAGACCACCCUUAAAGAUACAGAUGUACACGUGGAGCUUGUCUGAUAUGCAUUUUUUUGAUAGCAGUGUCUACCUACCCAUUGGCAUGGCACUCAAAGAUUCUUCAACCAUUUUUACCGAUCAGUUCCACCAUGUGUUAGUAAAUCUCAUGCCUGGGUGAAUAGUUUGAGGAUUGCCUUUAUGGAACAGACAGAGCCCAGUCAGUGACUUAGCUUGACCUUUUCACAUGUCUAAUAUUUCCCAUUUGUCACACAAAUGUUGCAGAACUAAUGAGUUGAUAGGUAAAUUUUGUGGGGAAACUAGCUUUUAUCAAUAUUAAGCAAAGGGUUAAAGGAUACAUUUGGUUAAGAUCUAAAGGGAGAGUCUAUCCUCUGUAUUCCUAGUGUAAGAGAUGGGGAAAAAAAAAAGUCACUGGCCACCUUUAGAUUAUUUCUCGAAGAUUUGUAGCACCUUUCAUAUGCCAUUUUCAGAACAAUGACUUGGCACUUAUGCUUGACUUUGGGCAUGGAAUAACACAUUCAUUUGUGUUUAGUCUGCUACCUCUCAUUUACACAUACUUAUCAUGAUGUUAGCUUUUCAAAACAUCCCUUGAUUAGGUAACGCAUUUUUUCUACCCUGUUAUUUCACUCUCUACCUGAAGUUUCCAGUCUUUAUUCAUUCAGGUAGUAGUGUAUAAAUAGAUGAGCUGUAUGUGGUGUGUUUAUGACUUUGGCAACAUGCCUUAAAUUUCCAGUUGUUGUUUUGUUUGAUAACAGCUCCAAUUCUGCAAAGCAAAUAGAUAAGAUUGCUUCUCAUCAGUUGUUACCCCAUGCACUGAAAAUAAUCUGUGAUAUUAGAAUAAUAUCUAUAACAUAUGGUUUAUACUGGUGACAUGUAUUAUUAAGCUUUUAAUUACUUUUUCUUGUGAACACUGAAAUCUGACAGUAUUACUUAACUCAGAGUUUUCUUCUUGUAUCAAAAGCUGCUCUUUGAAACCUUUGGCAUGGCAAUGAUAUCAACUCUAAACUGUUUUCCUUGAAUUUCUUUGGUCAAGGUCAAGAUUUUUUUAUCUUACAUUUGAUCAAACAGUUGGUAAACCAAUCUCUAAGAAUUUUGGUGUCUAGUAAUUGAGAUAACACCAGUGGUCGUCAAUUAAUUCUCAGUCAGUCUCUCAUUUAUUUCCUUUAACAACAGUUUUUUGUGUCACAGCAUGACUGUGAUAAACUGUGAUUAACUGUGAUGAACUGUGAUUAGUCUAAUCCUCAACUAUAUUUUUAAUUCCCUUGAAAGAUGUGCAUAUGGUACUCUGUUUUUAAAGUCCUUGAAAGUCGCAGCAAGGUUGAUGUUUGUUCUGUGUCUCUCUUUUAAAAAAAUUCACUCUCAGACGUAAUUAGAGGACAGAUUGUGUCUGGUUUAUAUUGAAAGGUAUAAAAUAACAUUUUAGAGACAUGUUUGUUUUGCCUGAAGCGUGACCUAAAAAGUUCUUGAUUCUAAAUUGUGAAGAGUGAUUUUUUUAGCUCUGGCAGGUGUCUCAAGGAGCUUGAUGAACGACAGGUAAACCUUUCAUCAGUUAUUGGCAGAAGUGACCUGUAUGUUUGAGAAGUAUGGCCUUCUUUUUGCUUGGACUCUCAAGCCUAAGAGGAAGCUCUUUUGAAUCAAUCUUUGAAGCUAAUGAUGUAUAAAUGAUAUUUGAACCUGCCCUUUCUAAAUUCGCACAGAUCAGACAUCUGUUUGUAGACAACACUUGUAGAAAUAAGUUUUGCUUGCACUCAUGAUGAAUUUUGACUUGGAUAACAUUUUUGUUAAUCUUAAAUAUAAAACAUAUGUGGCAGUCAUUUGAUUUUCAUUUCAACUCAUACUCAUUCUACUCAGCUCAGCCUAUUUCAAAGUUUAUGGAUAUAUCUUCAGCUCAUCAUUCUUAGCAGUUCUUUCCUUUGUCAAUAAUUGAUAUACACUCUAUUUGACUUACUGGCAAUUCCUUCUCAUGUCUGUGCAAGUUAGGAUGUUAAAUUAGACAUACUCCAUGUACAAGGUCUUAUUUCUUCAUGUAGAAACACAAUCUCUUAGGAGCUAAGCUAGGUUUUGCAGAGAAUUAUUCUCGAUGUCUGUAGUUAAAAAAGAAAUGAUAUUGUUUUCAAUUUGAUGCACAGUGAUUGGAAUAGUGUGUUUUGACUAAAACUAAGCAAUGUAAUUGAGACCAAACAAAAACAACAAUUUUUUUUAAUCUUGGUUGCACCUGAAUGAUAAUUCAGAACCUUUCAAAUCCAUUAUAAGCUGUUGGUAGAUUAUGCAUAACUGUUUCUAUAACAAAUACUAUCCAAUAUAUUCUGUUAUAGAUACACAGAAGGCUUUACGUUUGUGAAAGCAAAACUUGAAAUAUUUGAAUCUAUCAUUUGAUGUUUAUAUAUUGGGAAUAUUGGAUGGGAUUUUUCCAUAUACAGCAACAUACAGCAUUCUGUUAUUAGCAAGCUGUUAAUUGAAAAGCCCCCUUUUACAACAAUUUGAAUAUGUUGUAUAUACAUAUGUGUAUAUAUAUAUAUAUAUAUAUAUAUAUAUAUAUAUACACAUUUAUAUAUAUAUAUAUUGUAUAUACCUUGAUUUCAUAUUUUAGGUUUACCCUGAUAGAGCAUGUAAAAGAACAGUGUUGUCAUUAACAGUAAAAUUUUAAAACAUAUGUGGCAGUCAUUUGAUUUUCAUUUCAACUCAUACUCAUUCUACUCAGCUCAGCCUAUUUCAAAGUUUAUGGAUAUAUCUUCAGCUCAUCAUUCUUAACAGUUCUUUCCUUUGUCAAUAAUUGAUAUACACUCUAUUUGACUUACUGGCAAUUCCUUCUCAUGCCUGUGCAAGUUAGGAUGUUAAAUUAGACAUACUCCAUGUACAAGGUCUUAUUUCUUCAUGUAGAAACACAAUCUCUUAGGAGCUAAGCUAGGUUUUGCAGAGAAUUAUUCUCGAAGUCUGUAGUUAAAAAAGAAAUGAUAUUGUUUUCAAUUUGAUGCACAGUGAUUGGAAUAGUGUGUUUUGACUAAAACUAAGCAAUGUAAUUGAGACCAAACAAAAACAACAUUUUUUUUUAAUCUUGGUAGCACCUGAAUGAUAAUUCAGAACCUUUCAAAUCCAUUAUAAGAUGUUGGUAGAUUAUGCAUAACUGUCUCUAUAACAAAUACUAUCCAAUAUAUUCUGUUAUAGAUACACAGAAGGCUUUACGCUUGUGAAAGCAAAACUUGAAAUAUUUGAAUCUAUCAUUUGAUGUUUAUAUAUUGGGAAUAUUGGAUGGGAUUUUUCCAUAUACAGCAACAUACAGCAUUCUGUUAUUAGCAAGCUGUUAAUUGAAAAGCCCCCUUUUACAACAAUUUGAAUAUGUUGUAUAUACUCACUUUGAUUUCAUAUUUCAGGUUUACCCUGAUAGAGCAUGUAAAAGAACAGUGUUGUCAUUAACAGUAAAAUGUUACAACAGCGGCAACGAAUGUGACUGGACAGGAGAACUUAUAAACCUUUCUGUAAGUAUAAGACACUUAAUAAUCUCCUCAGUUUUCUGAAAUGCUCAAAGAAUCUCAAAAUGUAUUUGCAGUUCAGUACCUUGACUCUAAAGCACCCUUAAUCGCAAUUCUGUUCUUGAUCAAAGCAGCAGUUUCGUGAACCCUUUACAUUGACAUCAGUAUGCAUAUUCUCCAUACGGUUCUUUGUAUAUUUCCAAAGGUGCCUACAAUGAGGAUUUUUUUAACAAUCAAGAUCCUCUUUUGUAAGUGAUCAUUUCCUUUAUUCUCCUGAGCUUAAUGUGUGAUACAGGAGUGACGCUGUAAAGAGAAAUUAUAAGUGAGUCACUUGUAGAGGUCAAAGGGUAGUUUUAAAAAGUUGGUGAGUAGUUUUGAAGGCCUGGAGUGUUUAUCUGCUAAAUCAUGAUUUUUUUUUUUCCUGUUCAGAAUCACUUGGAAAACUGCAAACGAGUUCCAAUAAAGUGUAUAAACAACUGUGGAAGAACAGAUAUACCAAGAGACCAGGUGUUUUUUAAAUUUUGAUUGAAUCAUAUGUAGUAGUAUUAGACUAAGUACAAAAUGUAAUCCAACACAUAUUUUUUCAAAAAAUCACCAUUGUUAUGUUUAUUAAUGACUGGAAAUAGAUUUGCAACACUUGAAUCUCUUUAACAUCAUUUGAAUUAAGUUUUAAGAAUGAGGUACUGUGUAUUGAUUGGAUUAAAAGCCUGACCUUGAAUGAGUGCCUAUCCCAUGGGCAAAGGUGAAAAAGGUAAAGCCUGAACUCAAGCUAAGAAGUUCAUCCAGCUGGAGCUUAUUCUGGUUUCCCUAUCAUGAAGCAAUUAUGAAUAUGGCUAUUUCCCCCCUUGGAUGGGACGUUAGUUCAAAGCAACCCUGUAGGUAUGAAAAUUUUUUUCAGGGCUUAGCCUUAAGCCUUGUUCUGCUUGCUUCUUCUUUCAACAGAUGUCAGCCCAUGUAGAUGCAGAUGGGGACUGCCCAUUGGCUGUUGUACCAUGUCAGUAUACUGACAUUGGAUGCAAAUUUAAGGUGGGAUUGCAUUGGGGUGUUAAAACCAUAUCAGCAUCUGUCUUGGAGUCUUAUUUACAUAAUUUGCUUUUGCUUUAACAGUAUGACAGAGUUCUUAAGUUUAUUUUCUGGGAAAGUGUGUGAUUUUGAACCACAAAGCCAUUGAUUGUGAUGCUGUGGACAUUAACUUUCCAGGGGGAGGGGGUGUGGAGGGUAUGGGGGCAUACUCCCCGGCAGAUUUUGAAAAAAAAGAAAUAGCUUAAAUGUGUAGUACUCUAUCCUGAGCAUUUGUGGAUAUUCCAUGUUACCACUGUGUGUUCAGCAUGUGGAACAGGUCUUUAGUGCACUGACUGGUGCAUCUUUGUUGUGACUUUGCACAGAAUUCCUGUUGGAAAGAGUUUGAAGGCAGUACAUGGACAUUAAGUAAUGAAUUGUAUUUAGAAAAAUAAUUAUUUAAUUUAUUGAUAUUUAACUUAAGGAGCAGCUUGCUAUCUCAAAAUCAUUAUAGUCUUGUAAUGUAAUGGUAUGUGCACACCAUAAGGAAACGUGGGUAGUUCAGAGGGUUGACUCCUCGUCUCCAGGUUUGCUUUGAAUCACUAGUCUGCUCAACAAUUUUUGUUAAACUGAGAUAUUCUCAUUGAUAUGCUGGUAAACAUGUUCUCAGGGUCGACGUAAUGAGAUGGACAAACAUGUGCAAGACAAUAUGCAAGUUCACUUAGAUCUGGCACAUCUAAGAAUAAGAGAACUUGAACAAAGACAGGAGUUUGUGUGCACAAACGGAAAGUUCCUGUGGAAAAUUUCUAGCUACUCGCAAUUAUUUCAGCAGUCAGCCACCAAGAAAGAAAAGGAGAAACUGUGUAGUCCGCCAUUUUACACUGGACAGUAUGGUUACAAGCUGCGUGCAGAGGCUUUUUUAAAUGGCUUGGGACAAGGAAAAGGAACGCAUCUUUCUCUAUAUGUUGUUAUUAUGAAAGGAGAGUAUGAUGCAAUACUACCAUGGCCUUUUCAGCAGCGGGUGGAUUUUGUCCUCAUUGAUCAAGAUGACGAUGUUGGUGCACGGCAAAAUAAAGUAUGGAGGCUUACUUGCGACAGAGACAGUGAUUACUUUAAGAGGCCAAACAAGGUUAAGAGUCUUGGAUUUGGUUGCCCUAAGUUCGUUUCUCUGGAUACUCUCAGAACUAGAAACUACAUUCGAGAUAACACAAUUUUUAUACGAAUCGAUGUGGAGCCUUUGGAUGCAUCUUGAAAUUAUUACAAUAAUUAAAUUCUCUCUCAUUGCAUAGACUGGAUUCUGUGCAAUCUGUAAUCAUUUGAAAAGCCAUGUUUUAUCAGUUAGAAGAUGACGCCCAAUAGUUAUGCAUAUAAAGCUAAGUAAUUACAAAUUCUAUGACGAGUUCCAAGGCAUCUUAUCGCUUUAAGACACACCUCUUAUUUGUCUUUGAGAAUUUUAUGAAACGAUCAUCUAAACCCACGAGUGGUAAGGGAUGGCAGUAACUCUCAAAUAGAUAAGAGAGGGGACUUUGGCCCGUCAAAAACUCUUAAAGGUACCUCCCCCCUUUCUCUGGACAUUUGUUUCGAGAAAUCUUAGCAGUUUAAUUCUUUGUCUCAUGAAUAGUGGCCCCAGUAGAUACUUAGUCAUCAAACUUUUGUCAACUGCUAGUAGUAAGUAUGGUCUUUGAAGAAUCAGCGGAAAAGAUAUAAUUUACAAAAAAUAUAAUCAUAACAGUACGGUUUGCAGUUUGCAUCUUAAAAUAGCAAAGCUAAUUAGAAAAAGUUGGAGAUUUCUUCCUGGAGACCUGCAAAAAUAAUUUGAAUAUGUCUUCGAAAUAGUGAAGAAGAAACUUGCUUUUCGAUGAUGUUACAGGUGAUUUAUCAUUUUCUCAUGAGUAAACGAAAUUUUUCAAAUCAUAGGUAGAUUAUCCUACUCGGCGAAGAGAUAUUUCUUGAGAGGUAUGGUAUUUUUUAUCGAAGCAGAGACAACGUUACUUUUUCAUGUUAGGGGUGACCUUGGUGAGGGAUCCUUGAUCAACACUGUAAAAAGACUUCUGCAAGAAGAAUAGAAUAAUAAGCCUUACCGCCUACUUUACUGAAUGUCAACGGUAGACUUCUAGUUUCUCAAUAGUUCAUAUGAAGAAAUAUAUGCAUGCAGGUCAGGAGAAUGAAACACCUGAGCACGAAAAGAUAUUCUUCUGGUACUAAAUUACAUUCUCUUAACUAACAUAUUGUAAGCAAUACAUGCAUGUAUGUAGAUUAGAGGAAUUAGAUUCAAUUGUUGGAAAUAUUAGCUAGUAAUGUAGAUGAAAUAGCACAUUCUCUUUUUGUUUAGAUUUUUCAUGCAACACGAAGGAGAAAGAGUGAGUGAUGUAAUUUGGGGAGAUCGCAAAAAUUCUUGCCUAAAGGAACACCUGAAGGCAUAUAUAUAUAUAUAUAAAUGAAGUGAAAUUAUUUUAAGCCGUCUUGAAAUUAUGAAUUUUAUUGUUUACAGUUUAUUUUUCCUUAUUCAGAGAGAUGUUUAUUACGGCAUAAUUAUAUUAAACUCAUUUUAACGUCGUUGCAUUCCAUAAGUAUCCUUGCAUGAGAAGGCGAGAGUCGGGAUUGCGAGUUUGCAGGGAGGUCUGGGGCAAACCUUCCCGACCUCGAGGGAUAAUCUGUGGUGAACCGAAUUUUUGUCAUUUCCUUUUUUUAUCCGUCUUACGUAGAAUACUUUCCUCGCGAAAGGCUCCGCGGUCCCUACAGGACCACUUUUAGGGACUUAUCAUUAUACCAGGGCUCGCGGGAUGUUGGGAGAACGCGAGAUGUCAAACCGGAGGUCUAAACGCGUCUCGCGACCGGUGCAAUAACUCCCGC